This is a messenger RNA of Papaver somniferum (opium poppy), 1251 nucleotides long. RefSeq lists its product as uncharacterized. Bases 288 to 1106 code for a protein of 272 amino acids. The record is from RefSeq and is a predicted model, not a curated record. The transcript has a single exon. NCBI's taxonomy places the organism in Eukaryota, Viridiplantae, Streptophyta, Magnoliopsida, Ranunculales, Papaveraceae.
AAUAUGGUUGUUGAUCUAAUAUAAUAAAAAUUAUUUGCAAAAUGUAUGAGCGAAUACAUGAGACAAUGCCAACAACUAUAAACGGUCGUGCCAACCACUCGGCUUGUUGCAUAUAAAAGACAGCUUAUGAUUAAGACAUCAUAACAUACAAAAACAGGUACAUUUUCAUCAAGUUCUUGUUUUCUUCCUUUGUAGUUUGCAUCGUCAAUUAUCCAAGAAGAGAGUUCUUCUAGUUUUUCAUUAAUUGUUAUUGUGUUUCAAGAAGAACACUAGAAGAAGAUUGCAUAAUGGGUUCCGAGAAAUGGGAGCAAACAGUGAUGAAGUUCUUUAUGAAUCCAGUUCUAAGGGUGCCAUUUUAUAUUUUCACAUUAACCCUUUUAAGUCUUCUUCUUCCUCUCUCAUUUCUAUUACUAGCUAGAUUGUCUUAUGUAAAGUACCCUUCACUACCAUCUUCUUUCCUUCUCUCCCUCUUUCUCAAUAUCAAUCCUGCUCUACUACAAGCUCUUCUAUCAUUUUUCAGCGUUACAGCUCUUAUUCACGGUUUAACGGGCAAAUUCACACUUUUAUAUGGAUCACCUCUUCAACCUCGUCUUCAUAUUGCGUGGAUUUUCCUUUGUGUUUUACAAGUAACUGUUGGGUUGGGGAUUGAAGCUAUUGUCGUCUCCGGUGUUUGGCCUGAUGAUUAUGGUGCUGACAAAAGGAGUUUGUUGAUAAGUAGGAUUGUUUUCUUUAUUGGUUUGCAUGAAACUAUGCUUUAUUGGGGAAAAACUGUCGUAAGACCUGUUGUGGAUGAUACGAUUUUUGGGGGUGCAAGGAGCGAAAAAUGGAUUGAAAAGGUGGCAAUAAGCGCGGGCUUUGGUGCGUUGUGGCUGUGGAGAUUAAGAGACGAGGUUGAAACGUUAGUUCUUGUCGUAGAAAUUAAAAGAGAGCUCUUAAUUGGUUUGGGAAUAUCUGAUUUUAUUAGUUGGUGGUUGUAUUAUCUUACUGUUACAAUUGGUAUGUUGAGGGUUGUCAAGGGUUUCAUUUGGUUCGCCGAAGGUUUGUUCUGUAGAAGAAGACCACAGCAGAGCGAUAAUUGUCCUUGUGAGGAUGACAGUAAGGUCUAACAUCAACCCUUGUUGCCCUCCUUUUUCUUUUCCUUUGUAAUUGUAAUUCAGUUUUCCUAUACUUUAGUUUGAUGAAGAAUUUGUAUCCACAACAACUGUAAUUUCCAAUUAAUAUAUCAAGGAACUGCCUGCUCUUAAUAUACAA